This is a messenger RNA of Closterium sp. Naga37s-1, 182 nucleotides long. The record is from the annotation of a GenBank genome assembly. Lineage: Eukaryota; Viridiplantae; Streptophyta; Zygnematophyceae; Desmidiales; Closteriaceae.
CAGUUGCGAAGUCGACGGGAGGGAGGGCGUUGCCCUUGCGAUGGGCAGCGAUGUGCGUACGGGUGGCGGGGAUCUGGAGACGGGCGGCACGGAUCUGGCGACGGGCGGCAGUGAAAGGCAGGGCGCAUACGGGGCGUCGGGUUCAAGACGGCGGGGAGCGAGCGGGUGGAGGGAACGGGUGA